AGCCCUCGCUCGCUCUCCCGGAAGCGCCGCCCCCUCCGCCUCAGUCUCUCUCUUUCCGCCGCCAUCUUGAAGCCGGCUCCCCGCACAAAAUGCCUGGUGAAGCGACAGAAACCGUCCCAGCCACAGAGCAGGAACUGCCACAGCCUCAGGCUGAGACAGUAACUCCUCCCCCGGCCCCCGGGGAAGCAAGCUGGCCUCUCACAGGAGUGACCCUGGCAGCUGAGCAGACCAGAGCAGUUGCCACCAAGAGUCCUGAGGUGGCAGGCGAGGGUUCCCAGGCUGAGUCUGCUUUGGAGCCUUCAGCUCCUGCUGUCCCUGCCCCUCCUGCCGGUGCUCCUGCAGCGCCCGCAGCCGCUGUUUCUGAGCCUCCUGUCCAAGCGUCAGGGUCCGGCACAGAAUCCGACAGUGACGAAUCGGUGCCAGAACUCGAAGAACAAGACUCUACACAGGCCACCACACAGCAGGCACAGCUCGCAGCAGCAGCUGAAAUAGAUGAAGAACCAGUUAGCAAAGCAAAACAGAGUCGGAGUGAAAAGAAAGCACGAAAGGCAAUGUCCAAACUGGGCCUUCGCCAGGUCACAGGUGUAACCCGAGUCACCAUCCGGAAAUCCAAGAACAUCCUCUUCGUCAUCACGAAGCCAGACGUGUACAAAAGCCCCGCAUCAGACACCUACAUCGUCUUCGGCGAGGCAAAGAUCGAAGAUCUGUCCCAGCAGGCGCAGCUGGCAGCUGCCGAGAAAUUCAAAGUGCAAGGAGAAGCCGUCUCAAACAUUCAGGAAAACACACAGACUCCCACCGUACAGGAGGAGAGCGAAGAGGAGGAGGUUGAUGAGACCGGCGUCGAGGUGAAGGACAUCGAGCUGGUCAUGUCCCAGGCGAACGUGUCCCGGGCGAAGGCUGUCCGGGCCCUGAAGAACAACAGUAACGAUAUUGUAAAUGCUAUUAUGGAAUUGACGAUGUAGCCAUCAGAAGGGAGGAACCUUUUGGUUUUUCAGAGAAGAGUAAAAUGCAGCUAAAUUUAACAUUUGUACUAUUUCUAUCGAUAAAUAAAAGUUGUGGCUUAUUGUCGGUGAAA
Molecule: messenger RNA, 1075 nt
Organism: Emys orbicularis (European pond turtle)
Lineage: Eukaryota; Metazoa; Chordata; Testudines; Emydidae
Gene: NACA
Product: nascent polypeptide associated complex subunit alpha
Exons: 10
Coding region: 90-962 (290 amino acids)
Biological process (GO): protein targeting to membrane
Cellular component (GO): nascent polypeptide-associated complex; cytoplasm
Source: RefSeq, a predicted model, not a curated record